Molecule: messenger RNA, 3538 nt
Organism: Nerophis lumbriciformis (worm pipefish)
Lineage: Eukaryota; Metazoa; Chordata; Actinopteri; Syngnathiformes; Syngnathidae
Gene: creb3l3l
Product: cAMP responsive element binding protein 3-like 3 like
Biological process (GO): regulation of transcription by RNA polymerase II
Cellular component (GO): nucleus
Molecular function (GO): RNA polymerase II cis-regulatory region sequence-specific DNA binding; DNA-binding transcription factor activity, RNA polymerase II-specific
Source: RefSeq, a predicted model, not a curated record
GCGAUGACGCGCUUUUUGCCUCGUUGGAAGAUUUCAACAGGAAGUGAAGGUGUGACUGACAGCGGCGGCUGUGAGCAGAAACAAUAACACACACCGAGUCAUAGACGAGGAUAUACACUCACGCCGCCGGUAUUUUUAUUUUCUGGGGAUGUCAAUCACGGAGGACUUCGACAUGGAUGGAGCGGAAUUGCUUGGGUUGCUGUUUGACGACAGAGAGGAUGGAUCUUCUGAACAGCUCUUUCCUUACAGCAAUGGGCUCAUUGAUUCUUGGCUUUCUGAACAGAAUAUGCUUACAGGUGUGGACACUGAGGACUUUCUCUCCAGCUUGUUAAAGGACGAGGACAACAUGGAGACCCUCAGUCCCUCCCACUCGCCCCUGGGCAGUGACAGUGGCAUCUCAGAUGACAGCGGCGGCCGCGUGGGAAACACAACGCCAGUCGGCUGCCCGAGUCCGCAGAGCAGCGAUAUCGAUAUUUCGCACAAUACUAGCUUCUCCAAUCCCAGCCCCGAGUGCUCGGAAGCCACCCGAGUCGAUGGAGACCUGCAUGGGGAGAACCCGGAGGCAAUGAGAGUGCAGGCAGAUCACAGCUACUCCUUGCUGCAAGGUGGUUGCGGGGACCCAGAUGUGCUGCAGAGUGUCAGGGCGGAGAAGCCAGACAUUGAUGUCUUUAUUGAUCUAGAUGAUUUAGUGAGCGACGCCAUGGAGGAUGACGUCACCACUGAGCUGCCUUGUACGUUGUCUAUGGAGGACUCGAUGUUAUACGACACAGGAGAGUUCCAGUUUAAGGAGAUCGUGCUGUCUGAGGAGGAGAAGCGCCUUUUGGCGAAAGAGGGAGCCACGAUUCCUUCGCACAUGCCUCUCACAAAGGCCGAGGAGAGGACCCUAAAGAGGGUCAGGAGGAAGAUUCGCAACAAGCAGUCAGCUCAGGAGAGUCGCAAGAAGAAGAAGGUCUACGUUGACGGCUUGGAGAACAGAGUCGCCGUGUGCACCGCGCACAACACCGAGCUACAGAAGAAAGUCCAUCUGCUCCAGAAGCAAAACAUAUCGUUGAUUGAGCAGCUGAAGAAACUGCAGUCUAUGGUGAAGAUGUCCACCAUGAAAGCCAGUGCCACGAGCACUUGUGUGAUGGUGUUCCUGCUCUCCUUCUGCCUCAUCAUCUUCCCCUCAGUCAACCCGUUUGGCAGCAACACGGAGAAGAAGGAGCUAUACAUGCCCACCUCCGUCAUUUCCCGUAUGUUGCGCUCAGUGCCGCCAGAAAGCACAGACGCUGUCUCCUACCUGGAAACCGAAGAGGACGAGCCGGAUCUGUACUUGCCUCAGGCCGAGGUUGAGAACCUGGACGCCAUCUUUGCCGGUGGUAAGAAGAACCACACCCCCGACUACCAGCGAGUGGAGCAGCCCGACUCUGAAACGGCCGUCAGCGGCAACUCUUCCGCCGACUUCCCCGCUGCCUCGUCGCAGGCGGCGGAGGUGUCGCCGGGGGUGGGCGGUGGCGUCCCGGCCGGCUUAAAAGAAGUUUCUGUAGAUCCUGUAAAGGCGGCGGCUGUUACCUACGAGGUGCCGGGCGCCAAGGAGAACUGGAUAGACCGAAACCCUCCAACUGUAAUAUUACAGCAGCACCGAUCUGAUGAGAUGUAGCAUGUUAGUUGGACCACCAGAGGGAGCCAUAUUCCAACUCUGAUUGGUAUAACAGGGAAGCUAUACUAUUUGUAAAUAGAGGAAGGGAAAUUCAAACAGUCUUCUGAUGUACUACUGUUACUUUAUUUGCACUUUUUUUCAUGAUCUUUUAUUCGUAACAUUGACCUACCUAAGCAGUCGGCAUGUUUUUGUGAAAACCUUCCGAUAAAGAAAAAUAACGCUUUAGGUUCCCGAAAGCGCACGUGCUUUUUGCAAUGCAUUCUGGGGCUGCCGUAGCCAUUUUUGUUCUGUACCCGGGGCAAUGUGAGAGAGAGAGCUACAAACUGGUUUAAAAUGGAUUGUACAAAAUCAAGAAAUAAGGGACUGUACCGAGAUAAAGCGCGCCCUAAUCCAAAAGCUCACUAUCGUUACCUCGAUAAAAAUAGGUAAAAUUGGUGGAAAUGGUCCUUUUGAGCACAUCCAAUAGACAAGAGAUUGACUAAGCUGCCGCCAUUGUUGAAGCUUGUAACUCGUCUUAUCUUAACUCGUCUAUAGUUCGUCAACGGAGUCAGUUUUUAUACCAGUAAAGAAUUUCAGAAUGCAAAGCCUGUUAAGGUUUAUUGCUAAGGCUCCAUUCAAAAUGUGUAUAAUUUACAGAUUUCAUCUCUUAUGUGUUUGAGAUGGCGUGAGGGAGCCCAGACUCAUUUCAUUUCAAUUAUUAUCUUUAAAUACUUUGAUCACUGCACUAUCCAUCCAUCCAUUUUCUACCGCUUGUCCCUUUCGCGGUCGAGGCUGCAUUCGGGUGGAAGGCGGGGUACACCCUGGACAAGUCGCCCCCUAAUCACUGCGCUACUUCUCCGAAAAUAAUACUCACCCAUUUACUUUUAAAUACUUUGAUCACUGCGCUAAUUUUCCAAAAAUAAUACUACCUUCAAUUUUGUGCUUACCCACGACUAAAACAGACAAAAUGCUUUUACCUAAAAUACUGUGCGUCGUUUCCUUGGCUAAUACUAACAGCCUACUAAAUGCUAUGUGUGAAACAGAGUAAACCAUGCUUUGAUUCAAACUUAGCAGUGUGAAAAUGCAGUAAACACACCAACAUGUACCAGGUGUUGGUGUUAAAAGUUAUGUUAGAUCGUCUCACAACUAUUCGCUGUACCUUUUAUUAACUCACAAACCUUUCACACUGGAAAUGACAAAAAUCUCAAAACCUUUUAUUUUUUUCCUGAAGCGAUCAUGUCAACAAUCGUGUCAGUUUAUGAUGGCGCACGUUUGAACUUCUUAAAGAAAAUAACAAAACUUGCAUUCAGCCAUGUAAAUACGCUAUUGAGAGGCCAGCAAGACAUACAAUGCAUUGUUUACUACGUCUCACUUUUAAGCCCUAUUUUCAAUAAGACACACCCAAAGCUGUUCACCAGUAAAUUAGAUGUUGCUUGAUAGAAGAAUAGGCUGUUUGAUCAAUGUGAUUAUUGAUGCUUCGUAAAGCCAUUGCAGGACAUUUGGCCAUGAAGAUGAUUGGCUCCUCUUGUAACAAGAGGGUCUUUGUGUACUGUGUCAUUGUUUUCCCCUUGAUUUGAUUAAGAUAAAGAACCUUUAUAAAUAUAUUAUUCUGAACUACCUUCUCACAUUUUAAUGCUAUUUCUUUUGGCUGCUGAAAAAAAAAAAAGUGGUGCGGUAAACUAUAUCCAAAAAUGUAAUGACCUGUGUUGCCAGUGAGACAUUUUUUUGUUUAGUAUAUCUUCUAACGUUACUGUCAAUUGUAAAGACAUGAUGUAUGUCUUAUUGCUUAUUGUUAGAACCAUGUGAGAUUAUCCGUGGAAAAAGGCACUGAGUUUGUGAGGAAUAGAAUGUAAAUAAGAUAAUGAUUGUAGCCUUUUCUGUACAUUUGACAUCUAUGAUAAUACAUUUUUUUAUGUACAA